Drosophila eugracilis is the source of this 1036-nucleotide messenger RNA. Its product is annotated as protein trunk. Bases 350 to 1036 code for a protein of 228 amino acids. The record is from RefSeq and is a predicted model, not a curated record. The transcript has a single exon. NCBI's taxonomy places the organism in Eukaryota, Metazoa, Arthropoda, Insecta, Diptera, Drosophilidae. Gene Ontology annotation, molecular function: signaling receptor binding.
AAAACAUAACGGAUAAUUCAUAGAGGUGGGGUUUUUCGGAUAAAUCCAUUAGUGCUGUUAACAGAUAUAGCCAAAAUAGCCAGACCAAUUUAUUGAAAAUUAUCUGUAGACUUUGUAAAAUUUUACUGCUAGAUUUUUUGAAAUACAAAUAUUUAAUUAGUUCGACUAAUGUCCAAAGAUAUGAUUCUAGUUAAAUAUAUUAUUUUGUUUAUAUUUUCUUGUAAGAGAUUUAAAUAAUUGCAAUGACGGUUUGAGUAACGAUUACCAUGCUGCAAUCAGUUCGAUAAAUCAGUAUCACCCUUAGCGUAUCCCUGUUAUUACCAAGUUUUUGCAAAUACCGUUUCUAAAUAUGAUAUUACAAAAGGAACUAAAUUGGCUGGCCAUUUUAAUCACUUUGUUUGCAGUCUUUGCAUCGGCUCAAGAAGAUGCUGAUUAUUGUGCAGAGCUUUCAACGCAGUCCUUGGCAAAAAUUCUGGGACAGGCAUUUAAUCCUCGGUACAUGAGUAUCGAUCCACCAGGUGAGCCCGAGGAGAAGAGCUACCAGUUAGGAUACAAGCGAUCGUCGUACGAAUUGCCUUUCUAUGCUGAUAGUGGUGCGGUUUCAGUUAGCCACUUUCCCGCAUGGGAGACUAACCACUUCGCGUUGGUGGAAAAGAAGGAGUCUUCGAGGAGCAAAAGUCUACGAACAAGAAGGGCGUUCAUGGAUCGAGUUGCACAUCCGCGAAUCGAUGGCUUCAAACAGCGACCAUGGGAAUGCUCUUCUAAGAUCAACUGGAUCGAUUUAGGCUUAAAUUACUUUCCACGCUAUAUCCGUUCCAUCGAGUGUAUUGCCAGAAAAUGUUGGUAUGAUCACUUUAAUUGCAAGCCAAAAUCUUUUACAAUAAAAGUUCUACGCCGUAAAACUGGCUCAUGCAUUCGAAUAAACGAUAAAUUGAUUUUGAUCACGGCAGAGAAAUUUGAGAAUGAUUACACGCAGCUCUGGAUUUGGGAAGAAAUAGCAGUUAACUUUUGCUGUGAAUGUGUUAUGCUAUACUAG